UUCAAACGCACCACGGCGAUUUGACGGCUGUCAGAGUGACGUUAGAGAAACAAAACACAAAACAAAUGAUUCUCGUGCGAAAUUGCAGCUACCUUGGCGUUUAAAUGAUUGAUUAAUAGACAUAACAAGUGAUAAAAAUGCCUAGUUCGUUGCUGUUCGGUAUAAAUAAUGAGGGGAGGGUUCACACGUUGUCGACAACGGGGUCAAUGUGGCGAGAGCUGCCCUAUGCAGGCCAGGAGUUUAAAAAAUUGUCCGGGGUGCCCCACUUUUUGUGGGCUCUAGGCGGAGACCAUCAGAUUUAUGUUUAUGUGCACGGUUUGGAUAUCCCGAUAAGGGUUGUGGAGGAGUCUUAUGAGAAUGAGAGAUGGUUGCCUAUCGAAGGUUUCACGUCGAGACUCCUCCCCACAGACCGUUACAACCACUCGAACAUAGAUGGCUCUGUGAAUCGGUCGAUAGACAAGAUAACCCUGCCGUCGAUGGCUUGGCAAUGGGAGGGAAAAUGGAAAGUAGAGUUGACUUUGAACGGCCAACCUUUGGACCACGACGGUUGGACUUACGCUGUGGAUUUUCCCGCCCAGUAUUCCCCCAAGAAGCAGUGGAAAUCCUGCGUUCGCAGGAGGCUAUGGCAGAGGUCCAGGCGAUAUAGUGCCAUGAACACUUGGUGUGCCAUAGCACCGCUGCAUCAAGAUGCCACAAGUGAGCCUUUUAUCGAUGUUUCCAUAGGCGGGCAGAAAAUCGCUGGGGCCUGCCCUGGCACCAUGUUAGUUUGGGCUGUAACUUCUCAUAACAGAGUUAUGUUCCGCACCGGCGUCUCCGACAAGUCGCCAGAGGGCGCCAGGUGGUCGCACGUACAAACGCCCCCUGGCUGCGAAGUGUGUCAACUGAGCGUGGGACCCACCGGAUUGGUUUGGGCAGCCGUUUUGGACGGCAGAGCUCUGGUUAGGAGCGGGGUUACCAGGGAUAACCACCAGGGGGACACCUGGGUGGAGGUUAGGAGCCCCGGGGAUAGUUUGAGGUUAUGUCAGGUGUCCGUGGGAGUUUGUUCCGUGUGGGGGGUAACGCAUGACAAGCAAGUGUGGUUUAGGAAAGGGGUAAAAGGCGAAUGUGCUGGGAUGUCAGAAGAAUUGGCAGCCGGCUGCGGCUGGGUGGAAAUGGUGGGCCGAAUGGCCGAAGUCUCGGUCUCCGCCAACGAUCAGGUUUUCGCAGUGGGAGCCGACGACCGCCUCGUGUACUUCCGGACGGGAGUUUGCCCGGAGGAUUUGACGGGCAAAAGAUGGCGCUCGUUGCACGCUCCCCUGCAAGUGAGCAGAGCCAGCAGCAGCGCCAGUUUGAGCAGGGGGGACGGGAAGUACAACAGGAGUCUGAAUACUUUGCAAAGUAGGCCGAGCAGCAUGAUCGAACAGUCGAACAUCGCGGAGAUCGACGACCAAUCGCACUCGGCGCCGAUGGGGCCGACCUCGCUUCCGGUCGGCGACCUAACCUCGAAAUUCGAGACGGAGCCGCGCCACGCUAAAACGUGGAACCCCGUGCAGUCGGUGGGUUCCAUCGUGGGCACCGAAUGCCACCCGGAAACCGACGAGAGCGUGUGGAGCGAGUCGAGCAGAGACUCGUGCAUCUUCGCCGAAGACGAAGAGCUAUGUUGGGCUGAGUAUGAAGCGCCGUGGUCUUGGGUGGAAGCCGGGGCUUGCACCAUGGAAAAUCACAACUUACCGAACUGGUUUGUUGACGGUACCUCGGGGAAUAGCCAGAUGGAGUUGGAACAACCAUGGAGGGUUCAGAUUUUAAGUGAAUUAAAGGCGAGAUCCGUAAAUGUGGACGCCUACACUCACUACGAACAUGCGAUUGAUACGACGUCUUGGGUACAUUCCGGCGAAGCAAGAUUUAGCAUGGGGAAUGGCCCUUUUGUAGACUGCAUUCUGCAGUUGGAGUGGGUGCAGUCGAUAGGUACUUUGACGGUUCUGAACCCAGAUGGCGCCACUGCAAUGAAUUCCUUCGCUCUAAGCGACGUAAACUGCGUGCAACUGUGCAGCGAGCCGGGGAACCCCCGACUGGCCGUGCACGUACCGCGCAACAACCCGCCUCUGGUGCGUUUCCAGUUCGCCAGCGACACCCAGCUAGAAGAGUGGCAAGCGCAUUUCAGCACGACGUGCGGUAAACUGCACCAGGUGGUGGGCAAAGUGGGCGACGAGAGCGUAUGGGCCGUCUCGAAUCUGGGCGACGUCUUCAUAUGGGAUCCCACGGAAAUAGAGAGCUACCAGUUACGGGAGGAUGAGUGCUACGUGCAGAAGUACGAUUUAAGUCGUAAAGAGAGCCCCUAUAAAGUUAAAUUACACACCGGGUGCAUACCAGGGACUAAAAUCACCAUCACAGGUUGCGUUGGUGACGAUGCCGAUCGAAUAGGAGUCAAUUUGGAAUCGGAACCCACCUACAAACUAAAACACAAAGCACACACCGAAUUGGAGAACAUAUGCCUUCACUUCAACCCACGGUUCAGAGAGGGGGUGACAGUUAGGAACGCCAUGAUAGAGGGGAAGUGGGGAGGGGAGGAAAGGGACGAACAAAUCGCGCUGCAAAGGGGCCAGGAGUUUAAAAUCUGCAUUGAAGCUACUGAAGACGCUUUCGUGAUACACAUAGACGACAAGAAAAACUCAACCUUCCGCCAUCGCUUGCCGCCCCACUCAGCUUCGUAUUUUAGUGUAUGGGGGCGUCUACAGCCCUUCAAAUUGACGAUAAAGAGUCCGGAGAUCAUCCUCAACCCGCUGGACAUGUACUGGAGGCAGAUUGGAGGUCAUCUGCGGCGCGUGGAGACGUGCAAGGUGGGGGUUACGUGGGGGGUGGGUUACGAUCACACCGCGUGGGUGUACACUGGCGGCUGGGGGGGAGGGUUUUUGGGGACGCUGGACAGUCAGAAUGUGCACGGUAUGACCGAUUGUCAGGACUACAAGGUCUACGAGAAUCAGCGGUGGAAUCCUGUUACUGGAUACACUUCUGCAGGUUUGCCUACUGACAGAUACAUGUGGAGCGACUCCACAGGAAAGCAAAAACGCACCAGAGACCAAGUGAAACUGUUGUCCAUGAGAUGGCAGUGGCAGUCGGACUGGAUGACGGAUUUCCACGUACCUGGGGGGGUUGACGGCGACGGGUGGCAAUACGCAGUCGAUUUUCCCGCCACCUACCACGCCAACAAACACUUUACCGACUACGUCAGGCGCAGAAGAUGGUACAGACGAUGCGCAGUAGCCACUACAGGCCCCUGGCAGGAAUUGGGCCACACCAAACUUUUGGACCUUUGUCUGGAACCAGUGGAAGAUUUCGCUGACACAAAGGUGGUCUUAUGGGCUCUAGCAACAGGUGGGCAGGCAAUGGUGAGAAUCGGAGUGUCGAAAAGCAACCCAAUGGGUCACGUGUGGGAGCACGUCACUUCCGACCAAGCGCUUUGCAGCAUUUCCUGCGGGCCUUACAAGCAAGUUUGGGCGGUGGGAAGGAAAGGCUGCGCCUUUUACCGUUUAGGUGUGACUGAGGAUAAGUUGGAGGGGGAGAAGUGGCACUGUGUGGAGCCCCCUGGCGGCGGGCAGCUGCGGCAGAUAUCCGCCGACGUCAUCGGGGUUUGGGCGCUGGAUUUGCAGGGGAGACUGCAUGUUAGAAAGGAGAUUUCAAAAGCGUUUCCUGAAGGGACUCACUGGCAGCUGAUCGAUGUCGAUCCCCCAGUAUUAAAUGCUGCUCCUAACUCAACGGGUUUCAAACACGUCAGUGUAGGAAAGAAGGAGGUGUGGGCCACUACAAAUGGAGGAGCCAUGGUUAGAAGACUUGGCAUUUGUCCCACUAACCCAGCCGGUUCUGGUUGGGACACAGGAAUCUCUGGAAAUUGGCAGCAGCUUAGCGUUAAAGCUUUUAAUUGAAAAGUCGUUAUUAUUAACCUAAAUUGAUUUAAUUGUGAUUAAAACCAUUCGAAAGUAUUUAUUUACUCCAAUAUUAUUUUUAAGUCCUAAUGUCUGUGUUAUUUUAUCUUGUGAUUAUUUUAUGCCAAAUAUACCUUACCUA
Brassicogethes aeneus is the source of this 4041-nucleotide messenger RNA. Lineage: Eukaryota; Metazoa; Arthropoda; Insecta; Coleoptera; Nitidulidae. The record is from the annotation of a GenBank genome assembly.